Molecule: messenger RNA, 1424 nt
Organism: Odontomachus brunneus
Lineage: Eukaryota; Metazoa; Arthropoda; Insecta; Hymenoptera; Formicidae
Exons: 10
Coding region: 734-1072 (112 amino acids)
Source: RefSeq, a predicted model, not a curated record
CUGGGCCCUCGAUUCUCUCUCGCCGCGUCGUCAUCGGCGUUGUUGUUACAACUCCGACUUUUGAAGCGGCUCCGCAAGACCCUUCUCUGGCCUCUCGAUUAGGACGUCGGCGAGGACGACGACGACGAGGAUGAGGAGGAUGACGAGGGACGACGCGAAUAAUAGCCGCGAGACGGCGCACGGGUGCGAAAAGAGAUGCACGAGAAGAGACGUCGUAGCAACUUGGGACUAAUAUCAUUGGAAAGGGGAAAUUGUCGCGCUUCCGCUGAACAUACUUCUGUGGCACAAACAUCAUACAGUAUAAUUAUAUCCUGCAGAACUCGCUUCCGCGCGGUGGACGAAAACACAUUUCUAAUGGACAUCGAACCGGAGUAUCCGGAUCAAGCCGAACAGGAUCGACUCGUAGGGCGUAUCUGAAAGUCAAGUUGUGAUCUCGAUAAGUGCUGAGCAAUCAUAACGUUCAUUGACGCGUCGGUUAACAGAUCGGAAGACGUCACGCGUGACUCCUGGCUUUUACGAAUCGGUCAAAAUGCACGUGAGUCGCGUUACGCCGUUACAGAUACAAGUAUCGGUCGUGUCGCGAGUGCACUGAAGUGAAAUGAAACGGUAGCCAACAUGGAACCAUGCAGCUGUUAGUUUCCUCUAUGGAUGUCGGUGAACUUGACUGGACGGCAGUGGACUCAGCUGCAUAUCGAGAUCCAAUAGAGCACACGCAGUCACACAGCUCUAGGGGAUGCGAUGCCUGGUGGAUGACGCGCCGAAGGUUCGGGCCUGUCUGAGUCGGCUCGAAAAACGAGCACUCGACUCCAAGGGGAUGCUGCGCCGGAGGAUCUGGCUCGGGCCUGGCAGAGUCGGCGCAAAGAGACGAGGCAAGCGACCAGCCGACUCUAAGAGACUGCUGCGCCGGAGGAUCCGGCUCAGGCCGAGCGCGGUCUGCUCGAAGAAACGAAAGCAGAACGUGGCAGCCCUAAUCAGCGGUUCGGUCGCUCGACUCGUCACAAGAAUCCGAAAGGACAGGCAGGAAUGGAGGGGAGGGAGAGAGUUUCCUACCCGGAAACGCGUUCAACAGUAAAACGCUAAUUCGAUCAGGAGGUAUAGUCGGCGAUGGAACAACUAGUUUCCCUAGAAGAAGAGGAGAAGGAGGGAGAAGGAAGAAGAGGAGGAGGGGGAGGAAGAUAACAAUAAGAAGAACAAGAAGAAGAAUACGAACAAGAGGGAGAACAAGAAGAAGACGAAAGAGAGAAGAAGGAAAAAAACAAUACGAUCCUCUAACGAGAAAGAAAACGGAGUCGAGCGCGAGCGAACGAAGGCUCAAAGGCGCACACGUACGAUGCUCCGUUACGCGCAUGCGUCAGAAGCGGUAUCCAGCAACGUUCAGAGUAGCGUUCAGGCCGCGCGUUGCUGAAGCGACCAAACAGUCCCGC